GAGAGCCUUGAGAGGCAGCGUUUGUUGUAGAGGGUGUCGAGGUUCCACCGUGUACACAACCCAGCCCCACAACUCUUGAUUACAGUGGACUUUAAGGCAGAAUACCUCAAAGUCCAUUUUUCUCAGUGUUCUCUGUAAUCUUGUCAUUUAAUAGAUAAGCAGGGUGUAGUAUACUGCGUUAGGCGUCCCUAAACAGCUGCAUUGAGUCAAGAAGACCACCGUAAGCAUGUCUGAUAGGCGACCUGUUGCUUACGUUACUCGCAUCGAGUGUUUUAGCGCUUGUCACAGGUUACACAGUAAACUUCUAUCAGAUGAAGACAAUAAGGCCAUAUUUGGAAAGUGCAACAAUCCUAACGGACACGGACACAAUUACAAAGUUGAGGUGACGGUCAAAGGUCCGAUAGAUGAAACAACGGGAAUGGUUAUCAACGUUCAUGACCUCAAGAAGAUUAUAAAUGAUGUUGUGAUGGAUGUUAUGGACCACAAACAUUUGGAUCUGGAUGUUCCAGCUUUUAGGGACACAACAUUAGUGAGUACUACAGAGAAUGUAACAUAUGUCAUAUAUGAAGGCAUACGUAAGCAGUUGCCAAGUCACGUUCAUUUGUAUGAGGUAAAGAUACAUGAAACGGAUAAGAAUGUGGUGAUCUUUAAGGGUGAAUAUGACGAAUGAUAUUGGACUGUAUGUAUUCAAAAGUAAACUAACAGUUUAAAAUUUAAGGUAAAGUAGCAGCUGCAUAAUUUGGAUUAAAUACUAUUUAGUACAUACAGGAGUCUGUUAUGCUUUUUUUUUUUUAUCUUUUCUGUAGGAUUACUGUAAAAGGAAGCUAACACUCUUGUAAAACUGUGUAGAGUAGUAAAUUUGUUUUUCAGUAAAUACAGAUUAAAAGUUC
Macrobrachium nipponense is the source of this 890-nucleotide messenger RNA. RefSeq names its product 6-pyruvoyl tetrahydrobiopterin synthase-like (gene purple). The record is from RefSeq and is a predicted model, not a curated record. The transcript has 4 exons. Gene Ontology annotation, cellular component: mitochondrion. Gene Ontology annotation, molecular function: 6-pyruvoyltetrahydropterin synthase activity. Gene Ontology annotation, biological process: tetrahydrobiopterin biosynthetic process. The coding region runs from base 227 to 670 and encodes 147 amino acids. Lineage: Eukaryota; Metazoa; Arthropoda; Malacostraca; Decapoda; Palaemonidae.